Doryrhamphus excisus (bluestripe pipefish) is the source of this 2019-nucleotide messenger RNA. RefSeq names its product dopachrome tautomerase (gene dct). Gene Ontology annotation, molecular function: oxidoreductase activity; dopachrome isomerase activity. Gene Ontology annotation, cellular component: melanosome. Lineage: Eukaryota; Metazoa; Chordata; Actinopteri; Syngnathiformes; Syngnathidae. Gene Ontology annotation, biological process: positive regulation of neuroblast proliferation; ventricular zone neuroblast division; melanin biosynthetic process from tyrosine. The record is from RefSeq and is a predicted model, not a curated record.
CUCUACUAAAGCCAGAACACAAAAUAGUACGGUCCUCAAUGUGCAUGAAACCAACUGGAACACAAGAUGAUUCGACUUUAAGUGCCAUUUCCACAAAUUAUCUUUGCAUCUAAUUUGAAGAUACACAAACAAGGGGCCGCGACUGCGUGGAUUUUCCACAUUUUGUGCUCGGAGAACUAAUUUAUCCGCUUGUCAAUCAGCUGAUAUUUUGCCACUGACCGGAAUAAACAAUCCGGUGGAAAAAUGACAAGCUUGCUCCUUCUUGGUCUACUUUGUUUAUUUCUGCAACCUGUUGGGGCUCAAUUCCCUCGGGUUUGUUGCACAGUGGAGGGGAUCCUGUCCAAGCAGUGCUGCCCUGCUCUGGGCUCCAAUCCUGCCAACAUAUGUGGCACCCUGACGGGGAGAGGAAACUGCACUGCUGUUCGAGUGGACACUAAACCCUGGGGAGGACCAUACAGACUUAGAAACACUGAUGACCGGGAAAGAUGGCCCACAAAAUUUUUCAACCAGACUUGCAGAUGCAAUGGCAACUUUGCAGGCUUUAAUUGCGGUCAAUGCAAAUUUGGCUGGACCGGACCCAACUGUGACCAGAGAAAGGCACCCAUCGUACGAAAGAACAUCCACUCGUUGACAUCCGCUGAGCUCCAGGAGUUUCUGGAUGCCCUGGAACUGGCUAAGACCACCAUACACCCAGACUACAUGAUCGCUACCCAGCACUGGCUGGGAAUUCUGGGGCCAAACGGAACGGAGCCGCAAUUUGCCAACAUCUCCAUCUAUGACUUCUUUGUCUGGCAACAUUACUACUCGGUCCGAGACACUCUGCUUGGUCCUGGUCGCCCCUUCAAAGCCAUUGAUUUCUCACACAAAGGACCAGCCUUCAUCACCUGGCAUAGAUACCAUCUUCUCAGCUUUGAGCGAGACAUCCAGAGGCUCACUGGCAAUGAAAACUUUGCGGUCCCUUACUGGAACUUUGCCACAGGUCAGAGUGAUUGUGACGUGUGCACGGAUGCUCUUCUGGGAGGCCGAAACCCUGAUAACCCCUCCCUCAUCAGUAACCAGUCCAGAUUUUCCAACUGGGGGGUGGUGUGUAACAGUCUGGAUGACUACAAUCGCCUGGUGACUCUUUGCAACGGCACCAAUGAGGGUUUGAUCCAGAGAGGUAUCAUGAGAGGGGUCAACAUGACCAUGCCCACCAUGACGGAUGUCCGAAGCUGCCUUGGUAUCAGGGAUUUUGAUAGCCCUCCGUACUUCACUAACUCUUCCUUCAGUUUUAGAAACGCUCUUGAAGGCUACGAUAAACCAAAUGGAGAACUUGAUGAAUCAGUCAAUAACCUUCACAACCUCGUCCAUGCUAUGCUCAACGGAACCAGUUCUUUGCCUCACUCUGCGGCCAAUGACCCCAUCUUCCUGGUUCUCCAUGCUUUCACCGAUGCCAUUUUUGACGAAUGGAUGAGGAGAUUUGUUCCGUCCAAUGCCACUUUUCCAGAUGAAAUGGCCCCCAUUGGUCAUAACCGUGACUACAACAUGGUUCCCUUCUUCCCUCCCAUCACAAACGAAGAGAUCUACAUCACAUCGGCGCAGCUGGGCUAUUCCUACGCCAUUGAUUUUGAAGCGGAUGAGGGUGGAGCUGCUGUGUUCGUGCUCGGAUCCACCCUUGGGGGUGUCUUCAUCGGUCUCCUGGUGCUUCUCCUUAUCUUUGUGCUGUACCUUCGCCAGAGAAGAAACACUGGCUUUGAACCGCUGAUAAAAGCUGACUUCACGACUAGGAAGUACACGGAGGAAGCCUAGAUUUCUAUCCGCCUUGUGGGGCAGCUCGGUGUAAUGCGAGUGAAAUGGAGCAUAUGUUAUUAUAUCAAGGCCUGACUGAAACAAGAGGAAAAUAUUAAUAUUGUAGAUGAAUGACAAAUGGAACUAAAUGAGAAUCAUGAUAAUAAUUGAUUGAGGCUUUUAACAAGUAAAAAUCAGACUGAAUUUAUGUAAAAUGUUUUGGAAAUAGUGUAAAAAAAAAAGAACAGAAAA